AUGGCUGGGGGAAAGAACAGUACAGCAGUUAUGAAGUUCAUUCUCUUGGGUUUCUCUGAAUUUCCAAAGCUCACCAUUGUCCUUUUUUCAAUAUUCCUAGGGAUCUGCCUCAUGACAGUGUUCUGGAAUCUGGGCCUCAUCACACUCAUCAGGGUGGACUCCCAUCUGCACACACCUAUGUACUUUUUCCUCAGUAACCUGUCCUUGCUGGACAUCUGCUAUGUUUCCACUAUAGCACCCAAGAUGCUCUCAGAUUUCUUCCAGAAGCAGAAAUCCAUCUCCUUUGUGGGGUGCACUAUGCAGUACUUCUUCUUCUCUAGCCUGGGUCUGACUGAGUGCUGUCUCCUGGCAGCCAUGGCUUAUGACCGUUAUGCUGCCAUUUGUAAUCCUCUGCUCUACACUGCCAUCAUGUCGCCCACCCUCUGUGUGCAGAUGGUGGCAGGAUCUUGUGUAACUGGAUUCUCUGGCUCAUUUAUCCAACUCUGUGCCUUACUUCAGCUCCAUUUCUGUGGGCCAAAUGUCAUCAAUCAUUUCUUCUGUGAUCUUCCCCAACUGCUAAUCCUAUCCUGCUCUGAUACCUUUUUCUUUCAAAUCAUGACCUCUGUGCUCACAGUGAUCUUUGGACUCACAUCUGUCUUGGUUAUCAUGAUAUCCUAUGGUUAUAUUGUUGCCACCAUUCGGAAGAUCACCUCGGCUGAAGGCAGGUCCAAGGCCUUCAACACCUGUGCUUCUCACCUGACAGCAGUGACUCUCUUCUUUGGCUCAGGUAUUUUUGUUUAUAUGUAUCCUAAUUCCGGUGGUUCCUUGAGCCAAAACAAGUUGGCAUCAGUUUUAUACACUGUUAUAAUCCCCAUGCUAAAUCCAUUGAUCUACAGCUUAAGGAACAAGGAAAUCAAAGAUGCCCUAAACAGAUGGAAGAAGAGAAACUUUUUCUGUUGUUACUAA
Molecule: messenger RNA, 945 nt
Organism: Callorhinus ursinus (northern fur seal)
Lineage: Eukaryota; Metazoa; Chordata; Mammalia; Carnivora; Otariidae
Product: olfactory receptor 5AN6-like
Biological process (GO): G protein-coupled receptor signaling pathway
Cellular component (GO): membrane
Molecular function (GO): G protein-coupled receptor activity; olfactory receptor activity
Source: RefSeq, a predicted model, not a curated record